AUGGAUGCAUUGCAGCCAUCAAUGGAAGCACACCUAGCAGAAGCAGAUGAAAGAUUAAGAAAGGCCUUGGAAGCUAUGGAAAUCUUGCAAAAAGAGAACAAGGACUUGAGACAGAAGAAUGCCAACUCUAAUAAUAUCGAUGCGCCGACUCACAGUGAGCAGGGUGAGGGAAAGGCACAUUGCAAUACCGAAGCGGAUACAGGGCGGGCAGAAAAAGAAAGAAUGCAUGACGAGUUGAAGGACCUAGCGGGAAAAUAUGAGGAGAUGGUGAAAAAGAUUGGGGGCUUUUCCUCAGUAGAAAGCCUGCUGUAUCAGAUAGAUCUACCAUACAACACACGGAUUAUGGCCAUGCGGCUCCCGCCAAAAUUCAAGGUUCCUCAAGUAGAUAUGUAUGAUGGGUCAAAAGACCCAGUAGAUCAUCUGGAGAACUUUAAAACUCAUAUCACGCUCUAUGGUUUCCCUAGAGAUAUUGCGUGCCGGGCUUUCCAUUUGACUUUAAAAGGGACAGCUAGGGGAUGGUUUGGGACUCUCAAGCCAAAAUCAAUAGACAGCUUCAAAAAGUUGGCAAAACAGUUCUUAACCCAAUUCAUGCCUAGCAGGAGGCGUAGGCACCCAGUUGCCUACCUACUGAUUGUCAAACAAAAGGAGGAUGAGAAUUUGAAGGCCUACCUGGCUCGUUUCAACAAGAAACGCUUGACAACGGAUGGCCAAGAUGAAAAGAUCACUCUGGCCGCCCUUUUGGGAGGAGUAUGGCCACGCAGUCCUUUUAUGGUGGAGUUGGCCCGAAUGACUCCUUCCACCCUCAGAGAAUUUAUGGACAUGGCUGAUAACUUUGUUAAUGCGGAAGGCACCCUGCAAGCAUUAGUGGAUCCUGAUAAGGAAGAUAGGGGGACCGAGCGAAGAAACGGGCAGGUUGACAAAAGAGCCAAGGCAAGUAGGCGAGAAAGAGCGCGGGAGAGGCGCUCAGAUAAUAGUCCUAGGCUGAUACACAAUAAUCUAGGCAUUCGAGAGGAAGGGAAGGAAAGAGGAGACCGUCGCCCUACCAGGACGGGCAGUCGAUACUGCAAAUAUCACCAAACAAGCUCACACUGGACUGAAGACUGCAUGACCAUGAAGAAAAGAGUAGCGAAAUUAGCAGAGACCGGUGAGUUAGAACGAAUGGUCGUAGAACAGUCGAGGUCGAGAAGGCGCCAAGAGUCUAGACAGGAAACCUGGCGGAGUCAAAGUUAA
Carya illinoinensis is the source of this 1230-nucleotide messenger RNA. RefSeq lists its product as uncharacterized. Lineage: Eukaryota; Viridiplantae; Streptophyta; Magnoliopsida; Fagales; Juglandaceae. The transcript has a single exon. The coding region runs from base 1 to 1230 and encodes 409 amino acids. The record is from RefSeq and is a predicted model, not a curated record.